This is a messenger RNA of Amaranthus tricolor (Joseph's coat), 1906 nucleotides long. RefSeq lists its product as uncharacterized. Gene Ontology annotation, cellular component: intracellular membrane-bounded organelle. The record is from RefSeq and is a predicted model, not a curated record. NCBI's taxonomy places the organism in Eukaryota, Viridiplantae, Streptophyta, Magnoliopsida, Caryophyllales, Amaranthaceae. The transcript has 7 exons. Bases 211 to 732 code for a protein of 173 amino acids. Gene Ontology annotation, biological process: vacuolar protein processing.
AAGAUUAAUAUGUAGCCAAAUUUAAAUUAGUUUCACGAUAGACAACCAUCUUUCUUAAUUGAAAAAUUGUGUAAUUAGUAUGGGUCUACAUACUCGUGACUCGUGAGCGACUCAACUUCUCUGGAAUAGCCGUCUUGAAUUUCCUUCAGGCACCAACUCAACUUGCUGUUGAACCCAAAUCCUGCGCUGACUUGCAGGCUUUAAAGAGACAUGGCUAAUCAGGGUGCUAAAAAGAGAAAGGAAGAGAAUGCACGUCAUAUGUCAAAGCUUCUUCGCAUCAUAAUUGGGUGUAAUGUUGCCUACAUCUUGGUGAGAAUGAUUUUUUAUCAUUCUUCUUUCACAUGGAAGCACUGGAUUGGUCUGAUAUUAACAAGUUUGGCUUAUGCAAUUCCCUACAAACAACUUGCUAGUAUGGCUAAACCAAGUUAUGCUGAUGAUGGCGAGCUUAUUGAUGGUGGAUUUGAUAUGAGUACUGGAGGAGUUUGUGGGUAUUUGCAUGACAUAAUCUAUAUCACAAGCUUUGUACAGAUUGCUUCACUCAUCUCUGACAAAUUUUGGUAUACGUACUUGGUGAUACCAGGAUUUGCAGCCUAUAAAGCUUCUGGCUUCAUUAAAGGCUUCCUGUCACAUGAUUCUGAGGGCAUGGAGGAGGAUGAAAAGACUCGCAAGAAAAGGGAAAAAAUGGAAAGAAAAGCUUCAAGACCCAAAUUUGCCAAAAUGCGAACUAGAUAGGUCACUUUAGGUACAAGUUUCAGCCGAGUUUGUGCUAUACUCCCGUGUUGGAUACCGGUUCGGGUAGAAACAAAGGUUUCAAUUGAGGUCUGUAUUUUAGUCAUGACUUUAGAUUCUUUUAACCUUUCAUUUAGGAUUAAUUUGGUUAUAUAUUUUCCUUGUUUUUGUUGAGUCUCUCAUUCUAUGAGGCUGAGGAAAUUUAAAGAUUUUUGGCUCCAUAAUCCGGUGAUUACCAAAUUAUACUUUGCACGCUGUACUUGUACACUCAUAUACGAGGCCUUUUAAUUGGGGGUUCUAUGCGGUUGGACACUCUGAACUAAAUGCUCUAAUGCAAAUAAAAGAGGAAAACGUGUAGCUUGGAAAUGAAGAAACGUUGAUAGUUGUACUCUAUUAUCCUGUAGUUUGUAGUUUGAAAACAUGCCAAAGUUAGGUAAAAUAAACUUGAUAGAUUCUACCCCACUUUCAUUUUGUGCUGCAGAUGAAAUGUGCCUUAACACAAGACUAGAAGCUACCAGGUUGUUGUUUUGGAGCUGUCUAAAAUUAACCCGAUUAAUUAAAAUUAUCGAAAUGAUUUGAAAUAACCCAUAUAUUUAUGAACUAAACCAAAUUGUCAAGGUAUGUACAUACACACUGAACCAAAAUCGAUGUCGUUUUUGAAACUUACCCAAACGCCUGUGCGUAUGCUUUUUAGGUUGUAUAUUGUAUGUUGAAAAGGACACAAGUUAAGAAUGAAAUAAAGUAGAGGAUUGAUCAUAGUGGGGUAUUACUCGUAUGAUAUAUUUUUGCAAGAUAUACAAUUCACCUGUGAUGUUUCAUCAUAUUUGCAUAUCAACUACUCUUGUGAGACACUGUCUCUCAAAGAGAUGACUUUAAAAUCAAAAUAAGAAGUUUAUAUUCUUAUUUUCUCUUUAAUUUAUAUUAAUUAGCUUAUUUAACCAAUAUGUCUAAUACAUCUCUCGGAGAAACUGUUUCUUGAGAAAAGGAAAAUUACCCUAGAGAUAAAUUUACACAUGAUUCAAUUAUUAAAUCCAUAAAACUAGCUUAUAUGACCAUCCCACGUUAAUAAAGUAAGAGAUAGUUAUUUAAUAUAUAAGAGAAGGCUAAGGGGUCACUUCCCUUAUACAUAGAACAAGAUAGAAAUCUAGUAGGCUUGUAAAGUGGACUCUCCUGCGGA